Messenger RNA from Pneumocystis jirovecii RU7, 2043 nucleotides. RefSeq names its product biotin-[acetyl-CoA-carboxylase] ligase. Gene Ontology annotation, biological process: protein modification process. NCBI's taxonomy places the organism in Eukaryota, Fungi, Ascomycota, Pneumocystomycetes, Pneumocystales, Pneumocystaceae. The record is from RefSeq and is a predicted model, not a curated record. Bases 1 to 2043 code for a protein of 680 amino acids. Gene Ontology annotation, cellular component: cytoplasm. Gene Ontology annotation, molecular function: biotin--[biotin carboxyl-carrier protein] ligase activity. The transcript is spliced from 4 exons.
AUGAACAUUUUGAUAUAUUCUGGUACGUUCUAUAGAAAAAGUAUUUUCAACAAAAACAAAUCAAUUAACCAUAAUCAUUUAGACAAACAAAUCUCAGAAUUGUCUGUAAAAUAUACUUUUUCUAUUUUACGAUUCUUGUUGAGUCCAUAUUAUUUUAUACUCAAAGUAGAUGAAAAAAUGCUUGAGAAAGAUGAGUGGGAGGAACACACUGCUUUACUUGUUAUUCCUGAUAGUAAAGAUAUCUCAUGUAAAAUCAAACUAAAUGAGACACUAAACCAAAAAAUUUUAAAAUAUAUUCAAAAUGGAGGAAAAUAUAUAGGAAUAGGAGAAGGAGCACGCUAUGUUUCUGCUCUGAGUGAAUAUAAGUUCAAUGGCAAUACAGAACAUGUCAAAUCAGAUGGUCCUAUAUUUUUUCCAGGUAUUGCACGAGAUGCAAUUUUAUCUGACAUUACAUCUAAUAAAAAUAACCACAUGAUACUCAUCCAGACCGAAAAUAUAUCCUCUAAGAAUCUAUAUUUUUUAUAUUUUUAUCACCAUACUGCUACAUUAUUUAUUGAUGCAGAUCAAUUCUCAAAUAUACAAAUUUUAGGAACAUAUAAGAAUGAAUUAAGUACAGAUUCUAAGUCACAACUUAAAGCAGCUAUUAUUCACUGUAAAAUAGAAAAAGGUCAAGCUGUUUUAUUCGGUAUUCAUCCAGAGUAUUCUACGUUGGAUGAAAAUUUAAGAGAUAAAAAUGGAGAUUAUUCUAAUAUUGAUAACUUAUUAUUAAUUGAAAGUCAAAAAAUAGAAUUUUUAAAACAUAUGUUUCAAUUACUUAAUUUACAAACAACAUCUAAGCCUAUUAUUUCUACAAACAUUUCAGAUCUUCAUCUUUUUUCAGAAUUCCCUAAUAUUGUUGAAAAAAUUGCUGAUGUUUUAUAUAAUAUUUCUGAAAAGAUAGCCAAAAAUCCAGCUAUCAAAUGCGAAAAUGACACAUUUUAUUUGCAGGAAACAUCAUCUAUAUCAAUGCAUACAUUAGUUGAAAACUAUUUAAACAAUUUUCAUGAAAAUGACUAUAAUAAGAUUCCAAAAUAUAUUAAAAUUCAUAGAAAUCUUCCAAAUAUAUUAGAAAUGCCAUUUUUUAAUCAUAAAGUUUAUUUUGAAAACCUUUUAGAAUCACGAACUUUACAAGAAGAUAGUUAUCAGUUAGGGAAUAUAGUUUUAUAUGGAGAAACUUUAACAAGUUCACAAACUUUACUUGAUAAGAAUCUAAAACUUUUAAAAGUUUUACCUACAGGAUUUAUAUUUGUAGCUACACAACAAAUAGCGGGAAAAGGCAGAAAAAAUAACAUUUGGAUAUCUCCUUUAGGUACUCUAAUGUUUUCUCUAGUUAUUCGACAUUCAGAAUAUUUAAAAUCAUCAAUUAUAUUUAUGCAAUAUUUAGUCUCUCUUGCAAUUGUAGAAGCUAUUAAAAAUUAUGACGUCUAUUAUAAUGAACUUGAUAUCCAUAUUAAAUGGCCAAAUGAUAUAUGCAUAAAACAGCUUAAAAAUAUCGACAAACCCACAUUUACAUUAAAUAAUAUCGGUUAUAUUAAAAUUGGUGGAAUUUUAAUAAAUUGUAAUUAUAUAGAUAAUGCGUUUCUUAUGAUUAUUGGGUGUGGUAUUAAUGUUACUAAUAACUUUCCAACAUCUCUUAAAAUAAUUAUUGAGAAUUUAAAUGCCAAAAGAAUGUGUAAACAGCUGCCUUUAUUAUCGGAAAUUAAACAAGAAAAGCUUCUAGCACGUAUUAUCACAACGUUAGAAAAUAUGUAUUAUAAAUUUUCAUCUAAUAUCUUAGGAUUUGAAUUAUUUGAACAACAAUAUUACAAAUAUUGGCUUCAUAGUAAUCAAAUCAUUACUCUAGAGGAUACUGAAAAUAAAGUUAUUAUAACUGGAAUAGAUACGACACAUGGUGGAUUAGUUGCAAAAACUAUUGAGAAUGAAAAAAAAAAGGAAAAAAUUUACCAAUUUUUGCCCGACCUAAGUAGUUUUGAUGUAACGCAAGGAUUAAUCAAAAAAAAGUAA